Messenger RNA from Bacillus rossius redtenbacheri, 429 nucleotides. RefSeq names its product actin nucleation-promoting factor WAS-like. Lineage: Eukaryota; Metazoa; Arthropoda; Insecta; Phasmatodea; Bacillidae. Bases 1 to 429 code for a protein of 142 amino acids. The record is from RefSeq and is a predicted model, not a curated record. The transcript has 3 exons.
AUGGCAGAGUCGGGGGACAAGGCCCCGAGGGUGGCGCGGGGGCGAGGGUACGCGUCCUUGACCUGCGCCAAAACUUUGGCCCCUGCCCCCGACGGCGCCCGGCCCGGGGGUAUUGCGAGGGGUAAUGGAUGGGGAGGGGGAGGGGGAGGGGACGCACGGUGGCGCCGCCACGCGGGCGCGGCGCCAACCAGCGCGCGGGGCGAGGCGUCCCUCUUCCCCCUCCAGUCUGCCGCCGCGACGCCUGGCGUCGCCAGGUGGCGUGUGCGGGAGGGUCUCUCUCGACGCUCCGUCAGGGCGAGAGUGAUUGUGUCUGCGACCCCGGCGGGGGGCGAUGCCCCGGGACCCGGCCGGUCCCCGGCGCCAGCGGCGGGACCGCCUGGACCGCCGCCGCCCCCCGAUGGACGGCCCCCGCCCCGCGGCGGCGGCUAG